UGCUUUCAGUUCCAUUGCGGCAUUCGCCAACUUUUCAGAAACAUUUGAUUCAGCGGUGCUGAAUUAGGGUUAUUCUAUUCGGAGAUCGAGACGAAUCCGAGAAUGUCCUCCGCGGAGUUGGUCAACGGCGGCGGCGGAGGAGAGGAUCGAGCGGAGGCCGCCGAGAGCCAUGUGGUGGUGGAGCUGGUUUCGGCGUCGGCCGGCGAUUCUAGCAGCUCCGAUUCGAUUUCCGAGGACCAGAUGGCCCCUCUCUUGGCUCAAGCGGAGAAGCCCAAGAUCAACAUCUUCUCCGCUCCCUACCCCAGACGGAAGCGAAGUCGGGAGCAAGUAACAAGAGUAGCAGAAACAGAGACAUCACCUUUUAUCCAGUUCUUUAUGUGGGCAUGGAGUGGAUCUAGGUAUUCUGGUCUACUAUGCAUGGCCUUGUCAUCUGUUGUCUACUGUAUCAUGGAAGUCCUUUCAGAUAUUUUUUCUGUUCAAUCAGUACCUCUUUUUGAGAUAACAUCAACAAGAUGUAUUAUUAUCUCGGUAUUAUCAUUCUUGUGGCUGCGAAGGAGUGGGCAACCAAUGCUUGGGCCAACAAAUGUCAGGAAUCUCUUGGUUUUAAGAGCUCUCACAGGAUGCCUGUCCUUGUUGAGUUUUAUUUAUUGCAUUCAGAGGUUACCAUUGUCGCAGGCUAUCAUUCUGAGCUUUACAGCUCCAAUUAUGGCAUCUCUUGCUGCAAGAAUCAUCUUGCAUGAAAACUUGAAAAUUGCAGAAGUAGGAGGUCUUGCUUGCAACUUUUUUGGUGUUCUCUUCAUUUUUCGGGCAACACUUUCCACACAAGGAGGGCUAGGUAAAGUUGAGGAAGCAAGGGACUUGUACGUAAAAGGAAUCCAUCAUAUUUAUGCAGUGCUGAUUGGCUUAUUUUCAUCAAUAACUGGUGGAAUCAGCUACUGCCUCAUAAGGGCGGGAGCAAAGGCAUCUGAUCAGCCCGUGGUCACAGUUUUUUCAUUUGGAAUAUUUGCCAGCCCCGCUUCAAUAAUAUGUACUUUUGCCUUUGAGGAUUUUGUUCUACCAGGUUUUUAUUCUUUCUUUCUCAUGGUUGUGCUUGGCGCACUGGCCUUCUUUGCAGAGGUACUAUUAGCACGUGGGCUUCAGCUUGAGAAAACGAGUAAAGUUUCAAAUAUUCAAUAUAUUGAGGCUGCUUUAUCACAGAUAUGGGGCAUGGCUUCAUCAAGAAUAGUUCCAUCCUUUGGAAGAUUCAUCGGCUGUUCCCUUAUCAUAAUUUCAGCAUGUUGCACCAUGUACAUUGGUCCUGAGAAAGAUACUGAAUGAAACACUUCUAGGCAUUGUAUGUUUACAAUUGGUUUCUCUCAUUCUUGGUUAUAUUCAACCUGCCUUCAUUCUUGCAGACUCUAAAUUGUGUCUACAAUUUUCUGCUUCCUUCAUCUGCAUACAAGUGACAUAUGACCUUUCCCCGGGCAUGCAACGCUUUUGUAAUUGCAGUCAUAAAUGCAUACAUACCAUACUGCUUCUAUAUUGCCUUCCUGCAUUUGCAUACCUUUGAAAAGGAACCUGAUCUGCACUCAAAAUGAUGAUUGAUUGGGUUUCUAAUAUUAAGGUUAUUGUAGUUUAGGAACCCUUUAUAUAACAGCUUGGUAGUUAUUCCCUGGCUUUCUUAAUUCAUUGUGGAGGUGGUGGUUAGAUAGAGGGCUGAAGUGACCGGGUGGUGGUGGGAUAGUAGGCUCGCGGAGUUGAAAUGCUGGUGGUGCUGGCUAGUUAAAUGCUGGUGGUGCCGGGGAAGAUUGCAUUCAUAUCCACCCUUUCCCUGAAUUUGUGCAAUGUUUCAAAAGAGGGGGUAGUUAAUAAUGUAAUUUCCAAGACACCAAAGAGAAGUUUGUGUGAGAUCUCCAAAUUCGGGACAUAAUAAUAUAAAUUUGUUUUAAUUCUAGUAAUAUUUUCAGUGUACAUUUUCUA
Messenger RNA from Diospyros lotus (date-plum), 1959 nucleotides. RefSeq lists its product as uncharacterized. The record is from RefSeq and is a predicted model, not a curated record. The coding region runs from base 103 to 1317 and encodes 404 amino acids. Gene Ontology annotation, cellular component: membrane. Lineage: Eukaryota; Viridiplantae; Streptophyta; Magnoliopsida; Ericales; Ebenaceae. The transcript is spliced from 10 exons.